Messenger RNA from Cynoglossus semilaevis (tongue sole), 2572 nucleotides. RefSeq names its product uronyl 2-sulfotransferase a (gene usta). Bases 826 to 2040 code for a protein of 404 amino acids. Gene Ontology annotation, cellular component: membrane. Gene Ontology annotation, molecular function: sulfotransferase activity. NCBI's taxonomy places the organism in Eukaryota, Metazoa, Chordata, Actinopteri, Pleuronectiformes, Cynoglossidae. The record is from RefSeq and is a predicted model, not a curated record. The transcript is spliced from 8 exons.
GGUGGUGCAGCUGUCACGCUGUUUGCUUUGUAAAUGAAAGUUUUAUGGGUCAAUAAAAUACAAAGUCAAUUAAGAUAAUUACAUUAUAUUAAAAUAAUAAUAUAAAAUAAAGUCAAUAAUAUCUCCACAGGGUUUAAAGUUGGAACCAGUGUUUCCACAUGUCUUGGUGCCCUCAUUCAAAAAUUCUUCCCAGCCCCAAACUAUUUUUUAGAUCCUUCACUGAAAUAGUUAUAUUGAACCAUGCUGCAAGAAUCACUUUAAAAAAAAUCUGUGUUGAGAUCAACUGUCGGGAAAAUGUCCUUGUUUUGUCCUUUUGCGUGGAAAUAUGUAUAAGUAUAAGUAUAUGUAAGUACAUGUACUUCUUGUAUUUUCCUUCCACAGACAGACCUACGGACGGUGUCUGUCUGGGUUGAUCAGGCCGUUCAAGAGCUUGGUCCCAGACCGAAUGCGCUUCUUCGACUGAGCACGUGGUGGCGCUGUUUCGGACGCCGUGAACCCUCGCUGCUGCUCCUGUAUGAGGUGGAAGUUUUUCCUCUUUCCACGUUCAGUAAUCUGACACCCAACAGACCGAGCAGAAGGAUGGACUCCUGAUUCUGAAGGAGGGAACAGUCAUUCAACGAGCUCCAGCAACAGGCGCCGAGCAGAAGCUCUACGCCGUGCGCCGCCACUGGACCCCGUGGCCGCAGCAGCCGUGAGGAGCUGGUUCCGUUGCCCGUCCGCUCCAAAGCCCUCCGACCGACCCGCCGACUCCAAUGAUCUCAAGGCGACAAGUUUUACUUUCCACGGGCGGAUGGGUAACUUUCCACGGCGCUUUGUGAGGAGGAGAUGAUGAAGAAUUUCAGCGGCAGUACCCUUCACAACAACAGCCAGACUGCGAACCACAUACGGGAACGGAACAACAGAAAGUACAGCUUACUCUCCGCCGUACCACUGCGGUUCUCCCUGCGAGGUUAUGGUUUCUGCAUGGCUACGCUGUUCCUCUUCUGCUUCUGCUCCCUGUUUUACCAGCUGAACGGAGGACCCCCGAAAAUCCUCUUUGACAUCCGACAGUAUCUGGGUGCAUCCACUUAUUUGGACGACCACGGACCCCCUGCUCCAAGAGUCCUCCCGUUCCCCAGCCAGGUGGUUUAUAACCGUGUGGGGAAGUGCGGCAGCCGGACGGUGGUCAUCCUGUUGCGGUUACUGGCUGAGAAACACCAGUUCAACCUGGUCUCCUCUGAUAUCCACAAUAAAACACGACUCACCAAACAUGAACAGAUCGAUCUCAUGAGGAAUAUCAGCAACAUCCCUCAGCCGUUCCUCUACACGCGUCACGUUCACUUCCUCAACUUUACUCGGUUCAGGAUAGACCAGCCGGUCUACAUUAACAUCAUCAGGGAUCCCAUCAACCGGUUUCUGUCCAACUACUUCUUCCGUCGUUUUGGUGACUGGAGAGGAGAACAGAACCAUCUCAUCAGAACUCCAGGGAUGAAGGAUGAUGAGAGAUACCUGGAUAUAAAUGUUUGUAUUCUGGAGAAUUACCCGGAGUGCUCCAACCCCAGAGUGUUCUACAUCAUCCCCUACUUCUGUGGACAGCAUCCUCAGUGCAGGGAGCCUGGGGUGUGGGCUUUGGAGAGAGCCAAACAGAAUGUGUUGGAGAACUAUCUCCUGGUGGGUGUCCUGGAGGAGCUGGAGGACGUUCUGGUGAUGUUGGAGAGGCAGUUACCUCAUUACUUCAGUGGAGUACUCAGCAUUUACAAGAGUCCAGAUUACAAGAAGAUGGGGAACAUGACUGGCACAGUGCGUAAACACACACCCACCUUGGAGGCCCUGCAGGUGCUGUACCAGCGGAUGCGUUACGAGUACGAGUUCUACAACUUCAUCCGGGAUCAGUUUCACCUCAUGAAGAAGAAAAUUGGCCUCAAGUCUGUCUCCCAACCUCCCGCCUACUCACCUGCUUUCCUUCGGGAGCUGGACCUCCGAACACCAGAGCCUUUAGAUGAAGACGAGGAGCUGGACACUGACUUAGAAGAUGCCAACAGUUGGCUGGUUCACGCGUAGGCAGCUGUUGUGGAACCACUGGAUAAGGCCAGUGAAAGCUGAUUGGCUUGACACAGCUGUGGGCGCCCUGCAGACAAGGACAUAUUUCGUGAAUCCCAGAAAUGCCAACGAGUGUGGAGUGUUUGGGGGUUAGAGGAUCCUGAGGGUUGUGCUUGUACGCAGCUCAGUGUUCCAUCUUGAAUGGUCACAUGACUCAGUACUGAGGACUAAAGGGCCAAGGAAGUGGAAGGACACAGUGAUCUUUGUAACCAACCACCCAGGACAAUGGAGAAAUGAUGACAAUGAUGACCUUAUAGAUCCUUGAGUGAAAUGCUGUGUCCACAUUUGUUUGUUUCCGUUGUGGUUGUGUUUCUGAAACUGAAGCUUAUCAUCGCUGCAAUCUCCAGGAGAGAUCGGUGUAAGAUGUGGACGGACAAACAUAAGGGGACAUAUUUCACAUGUCUGAAACGGGGAUGUAUUCUGUGUUAACGGACUUGAUGGACUUUUUUCCUAAAUCAUGGAAUAAAAAGGUUUGAAUAAAAGGUUGAAUGGA